UUAAUACUUACUAUUGUUUUAGGUUUCCGUUAUUAAUUGAGAUCUAAGUUUAUUUAGAAAUUUUCUGUUCUGAUAUCAUGGCAGCCAAUAGUGGUGGCGAUUCUGACAUGGACCAAACACCCAGUGUUGAGAGUCUAUCAGCAUAUGUGGUCAAACUUGUUCCAUUGCUACUGGAAGAUGCAGAAAGAGCUCCAUCCACAUUGUUGGGGAAACUGAAGGAAUGUGAGAGUUAUGAAACUAUGAGAAAGUUUCUAACAGACCCACAAGCACGAGCAUUGAUGAUUGAAAGGUUAUCUGUCAAGGAGGAUGAUGCAGAUAUCGAGGAAAUGGAAGCAAACUACAGUUUAUCAAUUGAUGUUCAUUACAGCAGUGGUAAAGCAUCGGGGUUGGCUUUGAUCAAGAGAGGGGUAAUGAUGGAGGGUGGGAAAAGUUUAUCCUCACAGUUGCAUGCGGUUACAUUAACUGAAGAUUCUCCGUAUGAAACACUACAUUCACUUGUCAGUUGUGCAUUUGCUCCUUUCUUUAAAUCCUACAUCAGGGAAAGUGGAAAGAUAGAUCGCGAGGGCGACAAAAUGGCUCCAUCUGUGGAAAAGAAGAUUGCUGAACUUGAGAUGGGUUUGCUUCACUUGCAACAAAACAUUGAUAUUCCCGAAAUCUCACUUGUGGUUCACCCUACUGUUAGUAACGCUGUGAAGAAAGCUAAAACAGAGGGGCGUCGUCCGUUGGUUCAAGACUUUGGGGAUAAAGUUGAUGAUUCGACUUACCUCAAUACGUUGCAAAAUGGUGUGAACAGGUGGAUACGUGAAAUACAGAAGGUUACAAAGUUGGAUCGCGACCCAUCAUCUGGAACAGCAAUGCAGGAGAUAAGCUUCUGGUUGAAUUUAGAAAGAGCUUUGUUGAGAAUCCAGGAAAUUCGUGAAUCGCCAGAAAUAUCAAUCUCGCUUGAUAUACUUAAACAUGGGAAGAGGUUUCAUGCGACUGUUAGUUUUGAUACUGACACAGGUUUGAAGCAAGCAUUGGAUAAAGUGAACGACUACAAUCCACUUAUGAAGGAUUUUCCUCUCAAUGAUUUGCUAUCUGCUACUGAACUUCAUAAAAUAAGACAAGCAUUAAUUGGCAUCUUUACCCACAUGAGGAAAAUCCGUAACUGUCAAUAUUAUCCGAUUCAACGUGCAUUGAGUUUGAUUGAAGCAAUAUCAAGGGAUUUGAUGAUUCAGUUAUUCAAGGUUCUCGGCAACCAACGCUUGAUGCAUAUUUCGUUCGAUGAGUUCGAAAAAGUCAUGAUCGCGACAUUUGAUGUUUUUGCUACAUGGGAUGACGAAUAUGAAAAACUUCAGGGUUUACUGCGAGACAUCUCCAAGAAGAGGAGAGAUGAACACAAGAAGAUGACGUGGAGAUUAAGUCCAGCGCACAAGAAGAUUCAAGCUAGGUUGGAUCAAAUGCGCAAGUUCCGUCGUCAGCAUGAACAACUAAGGAACGUCAUCCUUCGUGUUUUGCGUCCACAACAAAACGCUUCAUCUGAAAACAACGAUGCUGCUAAGAAGAUGACAUUAUCAUUGGUUGAAACAAACGAAGCGAAUGCGAUCGAUGAAGUGAACCUUGCUUAUGAUAAUGUUAAGCAGAUAGAUUGUUUGGAUGUGGCUAAAGAAGGAAUUGAGAUCUGGGAUGAAGCAAUACGUAGAUACAAUGAAAGGAUUGACCGAGUGGAGACUCGCAUCACAGCAAGACUUAGAGAUCAGCUUGGUAUCGCAAAGAACGCGAAUGAGAUGUUCAGAAUAUUCUCACGGUUCAAUGCGUUAUUUGUUCGACCUCAUAUUCGAGGGGCAAUCAGGGAGUACCAGACCCAGCUGAUUCAAAGGGUGAAGGAUGAUAUUGAAACUCUUCAUGAGAAGUUUAAACAUCAGUACAUUGGGAGCAAAGAGGAAGUGAUGUCGAAGAGCCGAGAUCUUCCCCCAGUAGCCGGGUCCAUUAUAUGGGCGCGACAGAUCGAACGACAGCUUUCAGCUUACAUGAAGAGAGUGGAAGAUGUCCUAGGGAAAGGUUGGGAGAAUCAUGUUGAAGGACAAAAGUUGAAACAAGAUGGCGACAAUUUCCGUAAUAAGUUGGACACAAAACCUAUAUUUGAUGACUGGGUGCAAAAGGUCACCCAACGUAACAUAUCAGUAAGUGGUCACAUAUUUGUCAUUGAAUCAACAAGAGCUACGAGGCUGGCCAGAGAUGACGGACUAAAGCUGCUCAAACUUAAAGUUAACUUCCAGCCAGAAAUAAUAACAUUGGCGAAAGAAGUUCGAAACAUGAAGUGGUUGGGCUUCCGUGUUCCGCUGUCUAUUGUCAACAAAGCUCAUCAGGCCAACCAGUUAUACCCGUUUGCCAUUUCCUUGAUGGAGUCAGUACGUACAUUUGAGAGCGUUCUUCGUAAAAUAGACAUGCGACCUAACAUUGCAAUGUUGGUGGCUCAUCUGAGGAAAGAACUUCAUGCGACUAUUAUGGAAGGUGUGCAGUUAGUAUGGGAGUCGUACAAACUUGAUCCUUAUGUACAAAAGUUUGCUGAGCACGUGUUCAACUUUGAGGAACGUGUUGAAGAUCUUCUCGAGAUGGAUUCAGCCAUUUCGAAUGAAACAAGAUUGUUGGAUACUUGUCAUUAUGGAUAUCAAGCUUUUGCUGAAAUCAUUGGUCACAUCCAGAAGUUUGUUGAUGAUUUGAACCUUCAAUCUUACUCCAACCUUGCACUGUGGGUGAAGAACCUGGAUGAAAGUGUGGAGAAAAAGUUGGCUGAAAGAUUGGAGGCUGCGUUGAAUGCUUGGAUCAUGGCUUUGUGCAAGAAGGAUGUGAAAGCUGAUGGUGAACAAACUGAGGAAACAGACGUGCUUAAAAUACAGUUUGGCGGUGAUCCCAAACAAAAACAACUUGUGUUUGAAAUGAGAGUGAAGAACCAAGUGAUAUACGCACAUCCCAAUACUAAUAUGGUGCUUAAGGAACUGAUCCAUGAUUUGCAUGCAUGGCAAAACAACGUUCUUAGAUUACCACGGAUAUUGAGCACAAGAUACCAGGUUGGAGUUGAACAACGUGUCACAGAUAAGGAAUUAUAUUAUCGUGAAUGUUUAACAAAGAUGCCGUCGGGCCCGAUUCCAUUGAACCGAUGUUUUGAAGCAAUUCAAGGAUUGUAUACAAAGGUAUCAGAUUAUGUGAAGCAGUGGUUACAAUACCAGAACCUGUGGGAUCUUCAAUCUGAACGUUUGUAUGAGAAGCUUGGUAAUAACAUCAACACCUGGCAGGAACUUUUGGUCGAAAUUCGUAGACGGCGUGCAACAUUUGAUACGCUGGAAAACUGUAAACAUUUCGGCCCCAUUGUUAUUGAGUAUGGUAAGGUUCAAGCAAAAGUCAACCUUAAAUAUGAUUCGUGGCAUAAAGAUGUGCUGUCAAGGUUUGGACAUCUUAUUGGGCAGGAAAUGGCAACCUUCCAUGGCAAGAUUGGAAAAUCUCGUAGCGAGCUUGAACAAUCAUCUAUAGAUACUUCAAACACCUCAGAUGCUGUGUCUGUUAUCACUAAUGUACAAGCUCUUAAACGUAAUAUGAAGACAUGGGAAAAGCAGGUUGACACCUACAGAGAAGGCCAGCGAUUAUUGGAGAAACAUAGAUACCAGUUUCCCCCAUCAUGGCUGCAUGUAGAAAACAUAGAAGGUGAAUGGACGGCGUUUCAGGAUAUUAUGAAGAGAAAAGAAGUUUCAAUACAAAACCAAGUCGCGAGUCUUCAAAUGAAAAUUGUUUCAGAAGAUAGAGUUGUGGAACAAAGAUCAAGCGAGUUGCUGUCAGAUUGGGAUCGUGGAAAGCCGGUUGGUGGAAGCCUGAAUCCAGAAGAUGCUUUGAAGUCACUCGCGAUAUUUGAAGGCAAGUUUCAACGCUUGCAAGAUGAUAGAAGUAACUUGAUGAAAGCAAAGGAAGCAUUGGAACUCACAGAUGGUGGUGUAAGCCCAUCAGAAGAAAGAGUGCAGGUUGCUGUUGAGGAACUCACAGACUUAAAAGAAGUUUGGAGCGAAUUAUCUAAAGUUUGGGAAGGAAUUGAGCAAGUGAAGGACCAACCAUGGUUGUCUGUCAACCCUAGGAAGUUACGACAAGCACUUGAAACGCAUAUGGAGCAAAUGAAGGCUUUCCCUGCAAGGUUGCGUCAAUAUUCAUCAUACGAACAUAUUAACAAGACUAUAAAGAGUUAUCUCAAGGUAAACUGGAUGGUGGUUGAAUUGAAAGGGAGUUCUGUUAAAGAAAGGCAUUGGAAGCAACUGAUGAAACAAAUGAGAGUGGCUUGGGUGCUUAAUGAUCUUACAUUGGGACAGGUGUGGGGGAUAGAUUUAUUAAAGAACGAACAAAUAGUGCGUGAUGUGUUAAUGGUAGCACAAGGUGAGAUGGCACUGGAGCAAUAUCUUUCCCAGGUGCGCGAGCAAUGGCAAUCUUAUGAACUUGAAUUGAUCAACUACCAAAAUAAAUGUCGGUUGAUUCGUGGUUGGGAUGAGUUAUUCACUAAAGUAAAAGAUCAUAUCAACUCUGUAAUGGCUAUGAAGCUAAGUCCUUACUACAAGGUAUUUGAGGAGGAGGCAUCAGCUUGGGAGGAAAAAUUGAACCGAAUUCUUGCUUUGUUUGACGUGUGGAUUGAUGUUCAAAGAAGGUGGGUAUAUCUUGAAGGCAUAUUCAGUGGUAGUGCUGACAUACCCCACCUGCUACCAGUGGAAUCGCAGAGGUUUGCUUCCAUUUCUUCAGAGUUUCUGCAGCUCAUGAAAAAGGUCGCUCGUUCCCCCUAUGUGCUUGAUGUACUAAACAUACCCGGCAACCAACGAUCAUUAGAACGACUUGCUGAUCUGUUGGGUAAAGUUCAAAAAGCUCUUGGAGAAUAUUUGGAAAGAGAGCGAUCAUCUUUCCCAAGAUUUUACUUUGUUGGAGAUGAAGAUUUACUUGAGAUCAUCGGGAACAGCAAAAGUAUUCCGAAACUUCAAAAACAUUUCAAGAAGAUGUUCGCCGGUAUCACCACGUUACAACUGGAAGAUGAUGAUUCGCUGGUGACGGGAAUAUCCUCCAAGGAAGCUGAGGAAGUUGAAUACAAGACACCAGUCAACAUUGCCAAGAAUCCCAAGAUUAAUGAAUGGCUUGCGUUGGUUGAGAAGGAAAUGAAGGAAACUCUCGCCAAACUACUUUCUUCAUCUGUCAAUCAUCUGUUUGCUUUCAGCGACGAUGAAGUAAACCACACCAAAUACAUGGAGUGGAUGGACAGCUACCAGGGACAGAUUGUUAUUCUAUCGGCUCAGAUAGCUUGGUCCGAAGCUUUGGAGAAAGUUCUUCAUUCGAACAGUAUCCCUGAAAAUAUCAACAAGGUUCUACUUGGUGUAGAAGACACAUUGAAUGUCCUUGCUAACUCUGUGUUGCAUGAACAACCUGCUGUGAGAAGAAAGAAGUUGGAACAUCUUAUAACUGAGUUAGUUCAUCAGCGAGAUACUACUCGUGUGCUUGCUAAUGCGAAAAUAUCCAGUCCUCGAGACUUCUUAUGGUUAAUGCAAAUGCGAUUCUACUACGAUCCACGACAAACUGAUGUUUUCCACCAACUUAGCAUACACAUGGCUAAUGCUUCGUUCCAAUAUGGGUUUGAAUACCUUGGUGUUCAAGACAAGCUGGUACAGACACCUCUCACUGAUAGGUGCUACCUUACCAUGACACAAGCUCUAGAAGGUAGAUUGGGUGGUUCACCAUUUGGACCGGCUGGCACGGGGAAAACUGAGACAGUGAAGGCUCUUGGGAACCAACUUGGUCGUUUCGUCUUGGUGUUUAAUUGUGAUGAGACAUUUGAUUUUCAGGCAAUGGGUCGCAUAUUUGUCGGGCUCUGCCAAGUCGGUGCAUGGGGUUGUUUUGACGAGUUCAACCGACUUGAAGAGCGAAUGUUGUCGGCUGUGUCGCAACAAAUCCAACUUAUACAAGAAGCACUGAGACUUCACUCGGAUCCUGACAGAGAUAAGAGCAAACCUGUUCAUGCUGAAUUACUUGGUAAACAAGUUAAAGUGAGCUCGGAGAUGGCAAUAUUCAUCACUAUGAACCCUGGUUAUGCUGGCCGCUCUAACUUGCCCGAUAACUUGAAGAAAUUGUUCCGAUCACUGGCGAUGACGAAACCUGACAGGCAACUUAUUGCACAAGUUAUGCUGUAUUCACAAGGGUUCAGAACAGCUGAGAAGUUGGCCAGCAAAGUGGUUCCCUUGUUCAAGUUAUGCAGUGAACAACUAAGCAGUCAAUCCCAUUAUGAGUUUGGUCUUCGUGCGCUCAAGUAUGUUCUUGUGUCGGCGGGUUUCGUAAAACGUGAUCGAAUACAAGAAGUGAAGAGAAUCAAGCGGGAGAACGGGGAAGAGGUGAAUGAAGCAGCCAUCGCUGAAAGUCUUCCUGAGCAAGAGAUUCUAAUUCAGAGCAUCAUGGAGACAAUGUUGCCCAAACUUGUGGCUGAAGACAUCCCAUUGCUACACAGCCUUCUUAGUGAUGUCUUCCCCAAUAUCUGCUUCAGACAAGAGAAGAUGGAGUCUUUGAGGAAAGAAAUCAAAGAAGUUUGUAAAGAGAUGUUCCUUGUGUAUGGGGAAGAUGGGGAAACAGGAAGUGCAUGGGUGGAUAAAGUGAUCCAACUCUACCAAGUAUCUCUCAUCAACCAUGGCUUGAUGAUGGUGGGACCAAGUGGAUCGGGUAAAUCAAUGGCUUGGAAAGUUUUACUGAAAGCUCUUGAACGAUUGGAAGGAAUUGAAGGUGUUUCGUAUAUCAUUGAUCCUAAAGCUGUCACCAAGGAGCAAUUGUACGGCACCCUUGACCCGAACACACGCGAGUGGACCGAUGGUUUGUUCACCUCCAUAUUAAGGCAAGUCAUAGAUAACGUGCGAGGGGAGUUGGGACGACGACACUGGAUCAUAUUCGAUGGGGACGUUGACCCCGAGUGGGUGGAGAAUCUUAACUCCGUGUUGGACGAUAAUCAACUGCUGACUUUACCUAAUGGUGAAAGAUUAGCGUUGCCUCCAUGUGUGAGAGUUAUGUUUGAAGUGCAGGAUUUGAAAUACGCUACAUUAGCGACCGUAUCACGAUGUGGUAUGCUGUGGUUCUCACCAGAUAUUGUUAGCACCGAUAUGUUGUUCCAUAAUUACUUGGAUCGAUUACGUUCAACACCGCUCGACCAAACUGAGAGUGAAUUGGUCGGUGUAAACACCAUGUUUCAGGACAAAGAAAAAUCGGAAGAUGUAACUUCACCAAACAUGAAAGUACAGAAAGAUUGUUGCGACGUGAUUCUACCUUUCCUGUCGGCUGAUGGAUUGGUUAUUAAUUCCUUGUUGUUUGCUGAGAAUCAGGUCAGUUGUGGAUGUUAUGUAUUACUUAGGGUAAGUGUAAUACAUUCAAGUAAUAUUUCAAUUCAGCCAUCUGUAUUGGAGAAGUACAUGCAGAAAUACAUUCUAUAUUCCAUCUUAUGGUCAUUUGCUGGGGAUGGAAAACUUAAGAUUAGAGAAGAACUUGCUCAAUAUAUUAAACGCUCAACUAAUAUAACAUUACCAACUCAACAUAAUAUGGAUAUCAUUGAUUUUGAGGUAUCAAUGAAUGGCGAAUGGAGUCCAUGGAUCAACAAGGUUCCGCAAGUUGAAGUUGAAACACACAAAGUUGCCGCACCUGAUGUAGUGGUACCAACAUUAGAUACAGUUCGUCACGAGGCUUUACUUUAUACUUGGCUAGCUGAACAUAAACCAAUGAUAUUGUGUGGACCACCAGGUUCUGGUAAAACCAUGACUUUGUUCUCCGCGUUACGAGCUUUACCGGACAUGGAGGUUGUUGGUUUGAACUUCUCCAGCGCAACAACACCUGAGUUAUUGCUUAAAACAUUUGAUCAUUAUUGUGAAUACAAAUGGACACCCCGUGGAACUGUACUCGCACCAAUCCAACUAAACAAGUGGCUUGUGUUGUUCUGCGAUGAAAUCAACUUACCAGACAUGGAUAAAUACGGAACACAACGAGUUAUUUCAUUCCUGAGACAGAUGGUUGAACAUGGUGGAUUCUAUCGGACUUCGGAUCGUACCUGGAUCAAAUUAGAACGAAUACAAAUAGUAGGGGCUUGCAACCCACCCACUGACCCUGGGAGGAAACCUUUAUCUCACAGAUUCUUACGCCACAUACCUGUUGUAUACGUUGACCACCCUGGCCCUGCUUCACUCAAGCAAAUCUACAGCACAUUCAACCGUGCCAUGUUACGUAUGGUGCCUUCAUUAAGGCCUUAUGUGGAUCCAUUGACCAACGCUAUGGUGGAAUUCUAUGUGAUGUCUCAGGACCGUUUUACUCAGGACAUGCAGCCGCAUUAUAUUUACUCGCCUCGUGAAAUGUCACGUUGGGUACGAGGUAUUUGUGAAGCUUUGCGUCACCUCGAAACACUGGCUGUGGAAGGUCUGGUUAGAAUAUGGGCCCAUGAAGGGUUGCGUUUGUUUCAGGACCGUCUUGUAUACAAUGAAGAGAGACAAUGGGCAGAUGAAAACAUUGAUAUGAUUGCAUUGAAACACUUUCCAAAUAUAACAAAGGAAAUUGCAUUGAAGAGGCCAAUACUAUACAGCAACUGGUUAAGCAAAGAUUAUGUUCCUGUUGAUAUUGAAGAGUUGAGAGAAUUCACAAAAGCAAGACUGAAGGUGUUUUAUGAGGAGGAAUUAGACGUACCCCUCGUCCUGUUCAACGAGGUCCUUGAUAAUGUUCUUCGUAUCGACCGAAUAUUCCGCCAACCACAAGGUCAUUUAUUGUUGAUCGGUGUUUCUGGCUCCGGCAAAACAACUUUGUCGAGAUUUGUGGCUUGGAUGAAUGGAUUGAAGGUGUUCCAGAUCAAGGUCCAUCGUAAAUACACGGGGCUUGAAUUUGAUGAAGAUCUUCGUAACGUCCUCCGGAGGUCCGGAUGCAAGGGAGAGCGCAUUGUGUUUAUCAUGGAUGAAUCAAACGUCCUCGACUCGUCUUUCCUCGAGAGGAUGAAUACGCUCCUCGCAAACGGGGAGGUUCCGGGAUUAUUCGAAGGAGAUGAUUACGCUGCGUUGAUGACGCAAUGCAAGGAAGGAGCUCAAAGGGAGGGUUUGAUGCUAGACAGUCAGGAGGAAUUAUAUAAAUGGUUCACGGGUGAAGUGAUGAAGAACCUGCAUGUUGUGUUUACGAUGAAUCCAUCAGAAGAAGGAUUGAAGGACAGAGCUGCAACUUCACCCGCUUUGUUUAACAGAUGUGUCCUCAAUUGGUUUGGAGAUUGGUCAAUUGAUGCUUUAUUUCAAGUUGGAAAGGAAUUUACUUCCAAGAUAGAUUUGGAGAAUUCUCAAUACACAGCUCCUGAAUAUCUACCAGUUGUUUGUAGCAAGUUACCAAGCAUGCCAACACACAGAGAUGUAGUGGUGAAUGCAUGCGUAUUCAUUCAUCAAACCUUGCAUAAUGCAAACAAGAAACUUAGCAAGCGAGGUGCGCGGACCAUACUAAUAUCACCGAGGUCAUACCUUGACUUGAUCAACCAUUACGCAAAGCUAAUGCAGGAGAAGAAGGCAGACCUCGAAGAACAACAGAUUCACCUGAACGUUGGUUUGAGAAAAAUAUCGGAAACGGUCGAUCAAGUUGAAGAUUUGCGUAAGGAGUUAUCACAGAAGAACACGGCGUUGCAGUUUAAGAAUAACUUAGCAAACGAUAAACUUAAGCAAGUUGUUCACGAUCAACAGGAAGCUGAAAAUAAGAAGAAAACAUCGAGACAGAUAAGAGCACAACUGACUGAGCUUAACCAGCAUAUAAAGGAAGAGACAAGCAAAGUAAUGGAUGAAUUAUCGAAGGUUGAACCCGCUGUCCAGGAUGCUAAGGCUGCUGUUCGUUCAAUCAAGAAACAACAUUUGGUUGAAAUCAGAUCAAUGGCCAACCCCCCUUCAGGGGUAAAAUUAUGUUUGGAGUCGAUAUGUUUGUUGCUUGGUGAGAAUACAACUGAUUGGAAAUCAAUUCGUCAAAUUAUUAUUCGUGAUAAUUUCAUUUCCACGAUCAUCAACUUUCAAACUGAUGACAUCAGCGAUUAUACAAGAAAGGUUAUGAAUGACAGGUACAUUUCGAACCCAAGUUACAAAUAUGAGACGAUAAACCGUGCAAGUUUGGCGUGUGGGCCCCUCGUCAAAUGGGCGAUCGCUCAGUUACAAUAUGCUGAUAUGUUGCAACGUGUGGAACCUCUUCGUGGCGAGUUACGAACGUUGGAACAAAAAGCAAUCAAUAAUCAAAGUGAAGCUGAGGAAGUUGAGGUGCUCAUCUCAGAUCUUGAACAUUCAAUUAAAAGAUACACUGAAGAAUAUGCUUUGCUUGUGAGUGAAGCUCAGGCCAUCAAGCAAGAGUUAAUCGCAGUUGAAGCGAAAGUUACUCGAAGUACAAGCCUCCUACAAAGUUUGGGGCAAGAACAGGGAAGAUGGGAACAAACAAGUGAAUCUUUCAAAAGCCAGAUGUCCACCAUGCCUGGUGAUUGUUUAUUAUCUGCUGCUUUUAUCUCAUAUGCUGGUUACUUUGACCAAUCCAUGCGUCAAACCUUGUUCUUAACAUGGGUGGCCCAUCUUCAACAAGCGGGGAUUGAGUUCCGUCACGAUUUGGCUCGAGUUGAAUAUUUAUCGAGCGUGGAAGAGCGAAUGCAGUGGCAGCAAAACUCACUCCCUGUGGAUGAUCUGUGUAUUGAGAACGCUAUAAUGCUGAAGCGUUUCAACCGUUACCCCUUGAUAAUCGAUCCAUCUGGGCAAGCAACUGAAUACAUCAUGAAACAAUUCGCUUCGCAUAAAAUAUCACAAACCUCAUUCUUGGACAACGCGUUUCGUAAAAACCUUGAAAGUUCGUUGAGGUUUGGGAACCCAUUGUUGGUGCAAGAUGUGGAAAGUUAUGAUCCGAUCUUGAACCCUGUGUUGAAUCGUGAGCUUCGGCGAACGGGAGGUCGUGUUCUGAUCACGAUCGGCGACCAGGACAUUGACCUUUCACCUGCGUUCACGAUAUUCCUCACCACGCGCGACCCAACAGCAGAGUUUCCCCCCGACCUCUGCUCACGUGUUACGUUCAUUAACUUUACCAUAACACGAGGAUCGCUUCAAGCUCAGUGUUUAAACCAAGUGUUGAGAGCUGAGAGACCAGACGUGGAUCUUAAGCGAUCGGACUUGCUCAAACUACAGGGUGAAUAUCAAUCACGGUUGCGACAUUUGGAAAAAUCUUUGCUCCAAACGUUGAAUGAAGUAAAAGGGCGAAUAUUAGAUGAUGAUCGAAUUAUUACCGCGCUUGAAACAUUGAAGAAGGAAGCUGCAGAGGUUCAAUGCAAAGUAGAAGAGACCGAUGUUGUUAUGCAAGAAGUGGAAAAUGUUUCGAACCAAUAUCUCCCGCUUGCUUCCGCUUGUUCUGCUAUUUACUUUACACUGGAAUCCUUGUCUCAACUACAUUUCCUAUACCAGUAUUCCCUUCGUUUCUUCCUUGACGUUUACCACUCCGUACUUUGUGAGAAUGAUCAACUGGACAAAACUGAAGGAUAUGAGAAGAGACUUUCUAUUAUUACAAGUUCAUUGUUUCAGGUUGUUUUCAACCAAGUAUCGAGAUCAUUACUCCACGAUGAUAGAAGCAUGUUCGCUAUCUUACUAACGAGGAUAUAUCUACGUGGGUUCAACCCGGACGAUGUAAUGCAAAGUGAAUACGACCACUUUCUAAGAGGACAAGAAGUCACUGUUCACCAAAAUGAUGUGAGACCAAUGAUCAAGUCACUGACCAACCUUUCCAACGAACAAAUGCAAAACUUUGAAAGACUUUCUCGCAUUGAAGGAUUUAAGGACUUACCCGAGAAAAUUCUGAAUUCAAAAGAUGAGUUUGAGCUUUGGUUGAAAAGUGGAUCUCCUGAAACACAGCUUGCUAUGAUAUGGAACGGCUCGCAAAAAACUGACGGUCGAGUUCGUCUCAACCUUCAAUCCUUGCUGAUCGUUCAAGCGUUACGACCCGACCGAGUUUUAGCUUCAGCCGAGUUUUAUAUUCGAUCCGUGCUUGGAGAUUCAUUUCUCCACGAAAGCGAGGAAGAUCUUCAUCUUUCCGACAUCGUGCUUCACCAGAUUAAGGCUGUUGAGCCAAUAAUGAUGUGUUCACUACCUGGUUACGAUGCAAGCAACAGGGUAGACGACCUUGCUGUUCAACUUAAUAAACAAAUCACGUCAAUUGCCAUCGGCUCCAGUGAAGGUUUUGAUCUGGCUGAAAAAUCCAUCAACUCUGCCUCAAGAUCCGGACGUUGGGUUUUAUUGAAGAAUGUCCAUCUUGCCCCAGCAUGGUUGGUCCAACUAGAGAAGAAGUUACACACCCUGCAACCUCACGCCUCGUUCAGGUUGUUUCUUACAAUGGAAAUAUCACCACAGAUUCCGGUUAAUCUGCUUCGAGCUGGGCGUGUAUUUGUAUUCGAGCCACCUCCAGGGGUGCGUGCUAAUCUCGUGUCAACUUUCAACCGUAUCGCUACAGCUAACCGAAUGCAUAAACCACCUACCGAGAGAGGACGCUUGUAUUUCUUGCUAGCCUGGUUUCAUGCUGUUGUGCAAGAACGACUACGAUAUGCCCCGCUGGGGUGGAGCAAAAAGUACGAGUUUAAUGAUUCUGACUUGAGGUGCGCAUGUGACACCAUCGACACAUGGAUCGACAUGGUAGGGAAGGGCAGGGAUAACAUUCCACCUGACAAGAUACCAUGGAAUGCUCUACAAACCUUAUUCUCACAAGCUGUAUACGGGGGACGAGUGGACAAUGAGUUUGAUCAAAGAUUGUUGAAUACUUUCCUACAAAAUAUAUUCACAUCGUCAAGUUUCGAACACGACUUUGAGUUGGUGAAGGAGUGCGAUGGAAUCGGUUCGAUCAACAUACCGAGCUCAGCAAUUCACCAACAAGAGUUUAUGAACUGGGUGAACCAACUACCCGAUGUUCAAACCCCAUCGUGGCUUGGAUUGCCAAACAACGCUGAAAAGUUGCUUCUCACUAACAGAGGCCAAACAAUGAUCCGUCAGUUACUCCGUACACAACUUAUAGAUGAAGACGAGGAUAUGGCAUAUCAACAGGUUGACAAUGAGAAGAGAUCCCGAGUCUCCUCGCUAAAGGAAAGUGAUGGACGCCCACAAUGGAUGCUUAGCUUGUUAAGCAGCGCUUCGAAAUGGAAGUCGAUCAUACCAUCGUCAUUGCAGAUGUUAAGCAGAACAACGGACAAUAUUAAGGAUCCGCUGUUCAGAUUCUUUGAACGAGAAGUUUCAUUGGGCGUUCGUUUGUUAAGCAUCGUUCAGUUUGAUCUCAAUGAAGUGAUUGAGGUUUGCCAAUCACAUAAAAAACAAACUAACUACCACCGUUCACUUAUCGCUACAUUGAACAAGGGAAUGUUACCUGAAGCAUGGAACAGAUACAAGGUUCCUUCAGGUUGGACAGUUAUUCAAUGGAUAACCGACUUCAGUGAAAGAAUUAAACAACUCAAAGUUGCUACCGAUGCGAGUGCUAAGAACAGAUUGAAGAACUUAUCAGUAUGGCUUGGUGGUUUGUUUGUACCAGAAGCUUACAUCACAGCAACUCGACAAUACGUUGCACAAGCCACUAAUCAUUCAUUGGAAGAAUUAUCGUUGAGUGUUAAAGUGUCUGAUGGGAGCGACACUCAACUCGAUAACAGCACGUUUGCAUUGUCAGGUUUGAUUUUGCAAGGAGCGUGUUGCAACAAUAACCGGCUAUCUGUAUCAAGUGAUAUUUCAAACAAGCUUCCACUUAUUUACAUAUCAUGGCAACAUGUGCCUGGCAAGCAAAGGAAGUUGAACAACCAGGUCCUGUUACCAGUGUAUAGGAAUGGUAUGAGAUUGGAUUUACUUUUCACAUUGAAGUUUGAGAUCAUUGGAGCUGAGACAAUGUUCUAUGAGAGAGGGGUUGCGAUACUUAGUGCUGAUUAAUUCAACGGUUGAUGUAUAUUGAUGUAGUCAUGUAAUAACUAAUUGUUAAUAGUGGUGUUCAAACUAAUUUGGUAAUAUAUGUAAUAAAUGGACAAUGUAGCAUGCA
Messenger RNA from Ciona intestinalis (vase tunicate), 14043 nucleotides. NCBI's taxonomy places the organism in Eukaryota, Metazoa, Chordata, Ascidiacea, Phlebobranchia, Cionidae. The record is from RefSeq and is a predicted model, not a curated record.